GUUUCAAUUGAGUACUGGAUUUUGAGGGGGAGAGGUUUGGUGAUGUCCUAGGUUUAGCAAGGAGUUCUGUCCAUAUAACUAAAUUAACAAGGAGUUCAUCCAUAACAAUGGGUCGAAUACCCGCAUCACUUUUUUUUACAAUACUAUUUUCAUCGACACUUCAGGUCACCCUUUGUGAAAAUGUUUUUCUUGACAGGAAUGACGCCUCCCAGGUUUUUAUCCGCAAUAAACGGGCAAAUUCCUUCCUUGAGGAGAUGAAACCUGGGAACUUGGAACGGGAGUGCAUGGAGGAGAUUUGUGACUUUGAGGAAGCCCGUGAAGUUUUUGAACAGGCUGACAAGACGACACAAUUUUGGGGGGACUAUUUAACUUGCAAAGGCACAACACUGAAGAGAACCAAGGACACUGUAAAAACUUUGAGGGGGUGUGUGGAUAAGCAAGGACAGUGCUCAUUGGAAAGUGGUUUGAACUACAAUGGAACCAUCUCUACCACUAUCUCUGGAAAAACCUGCCAGUACUGGAACAGUAAAUUCCCACACAAAAUUACGGAGUUCAAUACUUCGCUGGAUAAGACCCUGAUUGAGAACUUUUGUAGGAACCCAGACAAGAGUCCAACAGGACCGUGGUGCUUCACCAGGGAUCCCACAGUCAGGAGAGAGAAAUGCAGCGUUCCACAAUGUGGGGAGACCUUGGUACCCCCUAAAGUACCUACUGUAGUGGAUGGGAGACCCAUAAAUACAAAGGACUGCCUGACCAAUAAUGGCUUAGAUUAUACUGGUGAUCUCUCUGUCACAAUUAAGGGCGAAAAGUGUCUGCCUUGGUCAUCUCCAAAGGCAUUGGCACUCAGCAAAAAAAAAGAUUUUAUCCCUGAGGUCCAACUGGUUGGAAAUCACUGCAGAAACCCUGACGGAGAUAUGGAGGGUCCCUGGUGCUACAUUGACCGGCUUGGAAAUGUCACUAUCAACUACUGUGACCUUAAGCUGUGUGAUGACCCUUUAAAUCAAUAUGUGGAUGAUACGGGAGGAAGGGAAAGGUCAGUACUCUCUGGGCCACAAAAAACCUUCUUCAGCCCUCGGAGCUUUGGCAACGGAGAGACGGAAUGCGGAGUGCGGCCCUUGUUUGAGAAGAUAAAUAAGAAGGACAAUAAAGAGGAAGAACUGCUUGAAUCCUACCAAGGACAACGUAUUGUAAAAGGGAUUGAUGCUGAAGUGGCCAGUGCACCAUGGCAGGUGAUGCUGUACAAGAAAUCCCCUCAGGAGCUGCUAUGUGGGGCCAGUCUGAUUAGUGACGAGUGGAUACUUACUGCAGCUCACUGCAUCCUUUACCCACCGUGGAACAAAAACUUUACUAUCGAGGACAUCCUGGUCCGCCUUGGCAAACAUAACAGAGCUAAGUUUGAAAGGGGUACAGAGAAGAUUGUGGCCAUUGAUGAGAUUAUUGUCCACCCAAAAUACAACUGGAAGGAGAACCUGGACCGGGACAUCGCCCUGCUUCACAUGAGACGUCCUGUUGUGUUUACUGACCAGAUUCACCCUGUCUGUUUGCCCACCAAGAAGGUUGCUAAGACACUGAUGUUUGCAGGCUACAAAGGCCGUGUGUCAGGCUGGGGAAACCUUUAUGAGACAUGGAGCUCCUCCCCUAAGUCUCUACCCACAGUUCUCCAGCAGAUCCAUCUACCAAUAGUUGAACAGGAAACCUGCAGAGCAUCUACCACUAUUCGUGUCACAGACAACAUGUUCUGUGCUGGCUUCAAACCAGAGGAGCAGAAAAGUGGUGAUGCUUGUGAAGGGGACAGCGGGGGCCCGUUCGUCAUGAAGAACCCUGAUGACAACCGUUGGUACCAGAUCGGCAUUGUGUCCUGGGGAGAAGGAUGUGACAGGGAUGGGAAAUAUGGUUUCUACACCCAUCUUUUCCGUAUGAGAAGAUGGAUGCAGAAGGUUAUUGAAAAAACAGGUGGUGAAGAUGAGUGAUUUUGAAGGGUUCUACUUUCCUUUACAUGCGAGAAAGCUGAUGAAAUAUUGUUGAAAUAAACAUGUUCCUCGUCUUGA
Esox lucius (northern pike) is the source of this 2048-nucleotide messenger RNA. RefSeq names its product coagulation factor II (thrombin) (gene f2). Gene Ontology annotation, cellular component: extracellular region. Lineage: Eukaryota; Metazoa; Chordata; Actinopteri; Esociformes; Esocidae. Gene Ontology annotation, molecular function: calcium ion binding; serine-type endopeptidase activity. Bases 108 to 1970 code for a protein of 620 amino acids. The transcript has 14 exons. The record is from RefSeq and is a predicted model, not a curated record. Gene Ontology annotation, biological process: blood coagulation; platelet activation; proteolysis.